This is a messenger RNA of Haliotis rubra (blacklip abalone), 1518 nucleotides long. RefSeq lists its product as uncharacterized. Lineage: Eukaryota; Metazoa; Mollusca; Gastropoda; Lepetellida; Haliotidae. The transcript has 5 exons. The record is from RefSeq and is a predicted model, not a curated record. Bases 1 to 1518 code for a protein of 505 amino acids.
AUGUCCAUCAGUGCCCCAGUUAUGUUCAUCAGUGCCCCAGUUAUGUUCAUCAGAGCCCUAGUUAUGUUCACCAGAGCCCUAGUUAUGUUCAUCAGAGCCCUAGUUAUGUUCAUCAGUGCCCCAGUUAUGUUCAUCAGUGCCCCAGUUAUGUUUAUCAGUGCCCUAGUUAUGUUCAUCAGUGCCCCAGUUAUGUUCAUCAAUGCCCCAGUCAUGUCCAUCAGUACCCCAGUCAUGUCCAUCAGUGCCCCAGUUAUGUUCAUCAAUGCCCCAGUUAUGUUCAUCAAUGCCCCAGUCAUGUCCAUCAGUACCCCAGUCAUGUCCAUCAGUGCCCCAGUUAUGUUCAUCAAUGCCCCAGUUAUGUUCAUCAAUGCCCCAGUCAUGUCCAUCAGUACCCCAGUUAUGUUCAUCAGUGCCCCAGUUAUGUUCAUCAAUGCCCCAGGUAUGUUCAUCAGUGCCCCAGUUAUGUUCAUCAGAGCCCUAGUUAUGUCCAUCAGUGCCCCAGUUAUGUUCAUCAGUGCCCCAGUUAUGUUCAUCAAUGCCCCAGGUAUGUUCAUCAGAGCCCUAGUUAUGUUCAUCAAUGCCCCAGGUAUGUUCAUCAGAGCCCUAGUUAUGUUCAUCAGUGCCCCAGGUAUGUUCAUCAGUGCCCCAGUUAUGUUCAUCAAUGCCCCAGGUAUGUUCAUCAGUGCCCCAGUUAUGUUCAUCAAUGCCCCAGGUAUGUUCAUCAGAGCCCUAGUUAUGUUCAUCAAUGCCCCAGGUAUGUUCAUCAGAGCCCUAGUUAUGUUCAUCAAUGCCCCAGUUAUGUUCAUCAGUGCCCCAGUUAUGUUCAUCAGAGCCCUAGUUAUGUCCAUCAGUGCCCCAGUUAUGUUCAUCAGUGCCCCAGUUAUGUUCAUCACUGCCCCAGGUAUGUUCAUCAGUGCCCCAGUUAUGUUCAUCAGAGCCCUAGUUAUGUCCAUCAGUGCCCCAGUUAUGUUCAUCAGUGCCCCAGGUAUGUUCAUCAAUGCCCCAGGUAUGUUCAUCAGAGCCCUAGUUAUGUUCAUCAAUGCCCCAGGUAUGUUCAUCAGAGCCCUAGUUAUGUUCAUCAGUGCCCCAGUUAUGUUCAUCAGUGCCCCAGUUAUGUUCAUCAAUGCCCCAGGUAUGUUCAUCAGAGCCCUAGUUAUGUUCAUCAAUGCCCCAGGUAUGUUCAUCAGAGCCCCAGGUAUGUUCAUCAGAGCCCCAGGUAUGUUCAUCAGUGCCCCAGUUAUAUUCAUCAAUGCCCCAGGUAUGUUCAUCAGAGCCCCAGGUAUGUUCAUCAGAGCCCUAGUUAUGUUCAUCAGAGCCCUAGUUAUAUUCAUCAGAGCCCCAGGUAUGUUCAUCAGAGCCCUAGUUAUGUUCAUCAAUGCCCCAGUGUGUAAAAUAGGGAGACUACAGGAAGAGCCAGGGGUCUGUCUGCUCUGCCUGUGUGCCAUAAACACGAUAGUGAAGGAGACGGAGAACGUAGUAUUGCGGCUACGUCAGAACGCCGAUGCUCUGUCGUCGUGA